Molecule: messenger RNA, 588 nt
Organism: Colletotrichum godetiae
Lineage: Eukaryota; Fungi; Ascomycota; Sordariomycetes; Glomerellales; Glomerellaceae
Exons: 3
Coding region: 1-588 (195 amino acids)
Source: RefSeq, a predicted model, not a curated record
AUGAUCUCCGCGCCCUUGCACCACAUAACCAUCCUCACAGCACUAGCCGCACCAGUCCUCUCAACCCUCGUCCCCCCAGGCUCCCAACAAGGAACCUACAUCGUGACCCUCACCCCAGAAGGUCGAGAACUCCACACCCGAAUCCCCGACAUCGACAUACCACCACUACCACACAUCCCUCGCCGCGAUACAACAACCUGGCCCCCUGACACCACCAAAGCAAUCUGCUCCGACAGCCCCUGGAUCACCACGGCCGACUUCGCCCCCCACCCCAACGGCGCGCGCAACGCCUUCGCGGCGCACUGCGCCGCGCUCAACGGCAAACGCCUCGGCUACCGCGAAAAUUUUUACAGCCAUUGGGGCGACGCGGUGGCGUACAUGUGUUCGUAUGCCGGGAGCGGGGACGUAGGGAACGGGAAGAAUGGCGGUAACCCGUGUGUUGUGCAGGAGUGGGUUGAUGCUGUUGAGUGGGCUGCGAAGGAUUGUGGGGGGAGGAAUGGGGAUGGGUUUAUGGAGUGUGCCUAUCUCUCGAUUCCUGGAUGGAAAAAGGCGUACGGAUACACGCACAUCAACACCCCCUUCUGCUGA